AAAUGUAAGUGCGCAGGAGAGAGACACACGUGUGAACUCCCUAUAUCCAUGACAUCCUAGCGGGAGCGGUUGAAGUGCGGAAGCCCCCGUGCGCGCGUCCUGAAUGAGGCACGACAACAAGUUGAGAAGUUCGACAGAAGACGGAGCCUCGCUCGGGACUUGUUGGCCCAGGAUGCAGGGUCUGAGCUCGCGGGCUCACGCCUUCUCUGUGGAGGCGCUGGUUGGGAAAGGCUGCAAACGGAUGAAAGUGGAAAGCGAUAAGGACGAGCGACUGCUAGAAAACUUUACCGAGAAGGAGCGUAGUUCGUCGGCAGGAACCGUGAUCGCCGAUGGGGAAGAGCGGGAAAGCGAGAUGCGGAGGAAAGCGUCCCUGCUCUUACGGAAGCCCAUGGACAGCGAACAGGACCCGGAACACGACAGAGGAGUGCGCAUGGAACUCCAAGGGUCCGAUUUGUGGAACCGUUUCCAUGAGAUUGGCACCGAAAUGAUCAUCACCAAAGCUGGCAGGAGAAUGUUCCCUUCGGUGCGGGUAAAAGUCCGAAACCUGGACCCGUUCAAGCAGUAUUACAUCGCCAUGGACAUUAUGCCGGUUGACUCCAAGAGAUACAGGUAUGUAUACCAUAGUUCCCAAUGGAUGGUGGCGGGAAACACGGACCACUCGUGCAUUGCGCCUCGUCUGUACGUGCACCCUGAUUCGCCCUGCUCGGGGGAGACGUGGAUGCGUCAAGUCAUCAGCUUCGACCGCGUCAAACUUACUAACAACGAGAUGGAUGACAAAGGCCAUAUCAUCCUGCAGUCCAUGCACAGAUACAAGCCACGCGUCCAUGUGAUCGAGCAUGACCCCCGCGUGGACCUGUCCCAGAUUCCAUCUCUUCCAUCCGAGGGCGUGCACACGUUCUCCUUUCCUGAGACGCAAUUUACAACAGUGACAGCUUAUCAGAACCAACAGAUAACGAAAUUGAAGAUCGACAGGAACCCCUUUGCCAAAGGCUUCAGAGACCCGGGGAGAAACAGGGGAGUUCUGGAUGGAAUCCUGGAGUCAUAUCCAUGGAGAAACCCAAUCAGUCUCGACUUCAAGCCUUUUACGUUGGAUUUGCAAGAUGGCAGCGCUGGCUCGGUAGCGGGCUGUGCCGGCCUCUCCCGCCUGCUGCCGCCCGUGCCAUCCUCCUGCCCCCCGACCUCCUCCGGCCCCUUCGCCCUGUCCUGCGGCGACUCGGCCCUCCACGGCUUCUCCAUCCCGCUCUGCUACAAGAUCUCGCCCGCCGCCGCCACCAGCCUGCUCACGGCGCGCGCCGCCUACAGCUCCCAUGGUGCCGAGGGGCUGCGGGGUUACCAGGGCCUGCUGCGGCCCCUAGCUGCGGCCGACUUCCCUCUACUGUCCGCACUGCAUGGCAAGAAGGCAACCAGCUGUAGGGCUCAGUAUGUGCAGGGGGCCCAUACGGGGCCCCAGUCAGCAGCCUGUCUCCUACACCUGCAGGGUCUGAGGGGGUCGUCGGUCCUGGGCUCAGCACAGCACCACCUGGACCCCCUCUCCUCUUCCCUGGCCUCCUCGCCAUACGGCCUGUACGGCUGCGGCCUGCCCGUGUCGUCGCCCCAGCUCUCCUCCUCGCUGGCUCGCCACGUCAAACUGGCUAACGGAACCACUGGCAGCGCUGGGGCGCCAUCGGCGGCGACACAGACUGAGAGUCUCCUGCGCCAGGCCUCCUCGUGGCACCCGGCCAUCAACCACUGCCUCUGACAUCUGACCCUCGACGCUGCUGCUGCCGCUGCGGCCCAGGACACUGUCGUGAGGUUGUCACGACAACCAAGGAACACAAACACCCAGAGGACAGUUGACUUUCAAUAGCGUCUGGGAUGAAUAACCUUCAGGACUUCUUUUUUUAUUUCUUUAUCAUAAUCCUCACGAUCAUCAUCAUCAUCAUCGUCAUCAUCAUCAUUAUGAUGCUCCUCAUGUUGAAGGCCAGCCAAGGAGAGUUUGGCAGAAUAGACACAUUAUGUGGACUGGCAGCUCAGUUAAUCGCACACACAUUGAAGCUGAAUAUGUCAAAAAAGGGAGUAAUGUUUUCUGGCACCGGGCUUCACAAUUGUGCUCUGAAAGGGAGAGAAGAAAGUCUCCUGUGGUUUGGAGAGAGAGAGAGAGAGGGAGAAAGAGAGAGAGAGAGAGGGAGGGACAGUCUGAGACUGUGAGGUUGCAUACAGGAGUGUUGAGAAAGGUAAGUCAGCUACUUGGUAAGAUCAACGUUGAAAGCUUUUUUGUCAGUGGGAAAAUCUCACAGAUCCAUCAUUGACAGAUUGCAUAAGACGAUUUCCUGCCGUUAGGACAAUUUAAAUAUACUGUGUAUAUUUCAGGCAAAUGUUCAGUAUAUGAACUUUAUUGUUGGUGGAAUCACAGUCCUGUUCAUGAUGUUGCAAAUUUGCUAAAUGCUUUUCACAGGAUUAACAACACACAGAAGUGCAUGUGGACAAAGUCAAAGGAGAAAGGUUUCUAACUUGAAAUUAGAAAUUAAAAAUAAAAUCUGGUGUUGGCCUAGUAAAUGACCAUUCCACGCCAAUAAUACUCCUUGUUAUUUGUAAAUGUUGAUGUUGGAGAAUGUAUUCUAAUUGUUUUUAUACCCAUCAUGAAAGAGUUUUUUAAUUUGUGUUUUUCUCUGUGUAAAUGUGCAUAUAUAUUCAUGUAAAGGAGGGUGAAAGGCAUUGUUUUCUUAUAUCCACCACACUUCUUCUUCUUCUUUUUUUUAAAAAACUAAAUAGUAAUACAGGUUUGAAUGCAGUACAGUCCUGUUUUAACAAAGCCAUCUUGACAUUGGUGGACACAUAUGUGCAACAGAAAUAUGACCCGAAUCCUUGUAACAACUGUCAAAACGUUUGGGAACAUGUGUUGUCAUGUUGUUUAUACAUUUUAAACAGUUUAAAUCUCUGUUAUGAAGUAUGUUUGGAAUUCUGACCAUGGUUGGCAAAGUGCAACUGAAACACAAGGGUAUUUGUUAAACAUGGCCUUGCAGAAGCUAAAGUAUGUUGGCAUCUACCCAAAUAUUCUGUGUUAAAGCCUGCAUGGUGAUUCAAACACAGACAAGUUUACGCAGACCUUUUGCAAAUGUAUUUUGUGUAUGUCGGUACAAAUAAAGAAGAAAUUAAACAACCCCAGAUACGGUACAAACUCAUAGCACUUAAGUUUAAGACAGUUUCCAGAUUGGAGGACGGAUACUGUGUAAUGUGUUUAUAAAUGCGGCAAUAAAA
This is a messenger RNA of Engraulis encrasicolus (European anchovy), 3237 nucleotides long. It is a transcript of the gene tbx22, whose product is annotated as T-box transcription factor 22. Gene Ontology annotation, biological process: cell fate specification; positive regulation of DNA-templated transcription; regulation of transcription by RNA polymerase II. Gene Ontology annotation, cellular component: nucleus. Bases 104 to 1738 code for a protein of 544 amino acids. The record is from RefSeq and is a predicted model, not a curated record. NCBI's taxonomy places the organism in Eukaryota, Metazoa, Chordata, Actinopteri, Clupeiformes, Engraulidae. Gene Ontology annotation, molecular function: RNA polymerase II cis-regulatory region sequence-specific DNA binding; DNA-binding transcription factor activity, RNA polymerase II-specific. The transcript has 8 exons.